Messenger RNA from Alternaria atra, 1923 nucleotides. RefSeq lists its product as uncharacterized. The record is from RefSeq and is a predicted model, not a curated record. NCBI's taxonomy places the organism in Eukaryota, Fungi, Ascomycota, Dothideomycetes, Pleosporales, Pleosporaceae. The transcript is spliced from 2 exons. Gene Ontology annotation, cellular component: nucleus. Bases 1 to 1923 code for a protein of 640 amino acids.
AUGCCCUACAUCCCUAGCUCGGCAUAUGAAUCACGCGGUACAGAAGGCAUUCAACCCAAUCCAUCAUUUAUCGAUGCAGGCGCUCGUCAUCCCGCCUCACUUGAAGUUACUGAAACGGAAAUCACCGAACCGAUUACACCUGCGCAAGGCACCGCUGGAUCUCUGGUAACGCUACAACUUCGGACGAAUUACGAUCUUGAUGCGAAUCAACGUACUUUCAUACUCAUGUUUGGCCACAAGAAGUGCGUCGCUGCACUUCAAAAGGUCGAUUACGAAGACGACGACUCGUGGUACAACUACUUGCUGAACGUCGAAGUGCCUCCUUUCCCACUGACCAACACAUUCGAUCCAACCAUGAUGUUGAAAUUGCAGAUGGAAGAUAAGAUGGGCAAUCUACGAUCGCAAACUGACGCAGGCAAAUUCACCUACACCGACAUGUCGCCAAACCUCGCAUAUCAAUCCUCGCCUGAUUUUUCCAGGAAACGAAAAUACUCCCCAGAGUUAAGCGAUGGUCAAGAAUUCUCCGAUGGCAACGCUGCGAAGCGAGCGUUUGCGAAGCCACGCGCGAUGUCUGGACCUUAUUCCGCCGCACAAAUACCAUCGCUACCGAUCCAGUCUACGCUGGCCAAUACAUAUGCGCAGAGUAGCAGGUACAGUGCAGUGAAGCGAACAAACUACGACUCGCAACUGUCGCAGAGGGACCUUUAUGCAGUACCAUCAGGUAUGAGCAUGAGCCAUAACGACUACAAGUUUCCCCAGAUGCCGCCGAUGCUGCAUUCAUAUACUCCCUACAAUUCUCUCGCCAGUGCUACUCGAAACAACGCGGCUUCCGUCUUGCCCUCGCCGCCUGCACUUCCUACGCCGGUCCUCGUUCGGGCCACACAUCUUGCGCAAGCAAACGGCAGUAUUUCUUCGCCCCAGCCUUUCAAUCCGUAUUCGAUGUACCAGAGCAAGGCGAUACUAAAGAUAGACGGCGAUCUUGACAAGAUGGGAGAUGAUUGGACGCAGGAAGAGUUAGAGGCCAAAAGGCGGCUUGUCGGGUUUGAACGGUCGCAGCUUGGCAGUACCAUCACGACUUCUUUCGCGCCCGUCACAGUUGAGGGUCGAGACGCGCGUCGUAUCGUCAUCAGCUGUAUCUGGUGGGAAGAGAAGGACGAGUGCUUCAUCACAAGUGUAGAUACGAUAUUUCUACUAGAGCAACUUGUGAACGUUCGCUUUACCGUCGAGGAGAAGAACCGCAUUCGUCGCAACCUCGAAGGUUUUCGCCCUCUCACGGUCUCGAAGGCGAGGCCCGAUAGCGAAGGGUUCUUCAAGGUUAUUAUGGGCUUCCCCAACCCUAAACCUCGCAAUAUCGAGAAGGACGUCAAAGUGUUUCCUUGGAAAAUACUCGCGCAUGCGCUGAAGAAGAUUAUCAGCAAAUAUUCUGCCAGCUAUGCCUCAACGGCUGGCGUUGGGCAUCUCCCGAUUGUUACAACCUCCACAUACGCUCCAAGCGCCACCUCACAGGCAACACUGAACGUUCAUCGAAACACGUCACCGCAAUCAGUACCUGCAUCCACUGCUUCAACGGUCUACACACGUAACUUGACCUCCUCUAGUCUAUCGCCCCACCAGAAGGUGGCGGCAGGCCUUGAAGCAUCAGCAGGACAGAGCAUACCGGUUGCUCAGAGGACACCUUCAGGGCAGGGUAUGACUCCUCCGUGGGGCACUUCCACUCACCAGAUGUCACAAUACCCCUCGACACUGUCUCAUGGGGGGCGAGGGUCCUGGGACUAUGGGUAUCUAAGUACGUCGGCUGGGACGGACGUGCCGCCAAUCCCGCAUUCGCUGCAAAUGCCACGACAGAACGCGACGCCCGAUCUCAACCAAAUGCCGGCAUCCCAUACCUACCGUCAGUAUGGUGAAGAUACAACGAGGGUGUAG